UAGGAGUAUUGAAAUAACGUUGCCCUUUUCAUAUAAUCGUGCGUGGAAGAGUUGCCGAAGUAGGACGCGGAGGAGCAAUUUUUUGAUCGGAGCCUUCUUCCUCGUAUUCUUGAAUCAGCGAAAGUACUGAAAAUCUUAAAUUUUUUUUCUCUGUGAACUAAUCGAUUGACCGCUCCAUCGAUGUUGAGGUUAUGGAGAUUGUACCAGAAAUGCAUGGAGGUGCAUCCGGUGAAGACCCAGGUGAUCAGUUCGGGGAUCCUCUGGGGAUUGGGGGAUAUCGGUGCUCAGGCCGUCACACAUUCGACCUUGAAGAAUAAGCAGAAAAACCAACUUGUCGAGAAAGAAUUUAAGAUCAAUUGGCAACGGGUGGGUAUCACAAGCAUGUUUGGAUUUGCGUUUGUUGGGCCAGUUGGAAAUUACUGGUACGAAUACUUGGACAGAUUUAUCAGACUUCAACUUAAGCUGCAACCUAAAACUCCUAAGUUUGUCGCAGCCAAAGUUGCUGGUGAUUGCCUCCUUUUUGGACCAUUAGAUCUACUAAUAUUUUUCUCAUACAUUGGAUUUGCUUCUGGGAAAAAUGUGGAACAAGUGAAGGAAGAUGUUAAGAGGGACUUUCUUCCAAGCCUGGUAAUUGGUGGAGGAAUUUGGCCACUUGUUCAGAUUGCAAAUUUCAGAUAUGUCCCAGUCAGGUACCAACUUCUCUAUGUAAAUUUCUUUUGUCUUAUAGACAGCUGCUUCUUGUCAUGGAUUGAGCAGCAAGGAGACGCUGCUUGGAAGCAGUGGUUUAAAUCUUUUAUUUCUCUAGAAAAUCAAGAAGGUUAGCCUAAAUUUUGAAAGUACUUUUUUAGGUUCAAACUUGCACUUCUUUCUGCAUUUCUGUUUAUGAAUUGAGAAUCAAAUGCAAUUGCAUUAUUUUCUGUAUAUCCAUUUAUAGUGAUAGUGAUUUGGAUUAAGCUGACAUUAUUACAAAAGAGCGAUGGAAACGAACUCUGUUGUUAUUUUCUCAUGUUUAUUUAAUCUAAAUGGAAAUG
Dendrobium catenatum is the source of this 1031-nucleotide messenger RNA. Its product is annotated as protein Mpv17. The record is from RefSeq and is a predicted model, not a curated record. Lineage: Eukaryota; Viridiplantae; Streptophyta; Magnoliopsida; Asparagales; Orchidaceae. Gene Ontology annotation, cellular component: cytoplasm; membrane. Bases 181 to 822 code for a protein of 213 amino acids. The transcript is spliced from 3 exons.